UGCCUGGCUUGGUUUGAUAUCAAGAUCGGGAAAAAAAUUGUCGGAUAUAUACUGAAGAAGCUUUACUUUUCAGUAAACUGAAAGUAAAUUGAGGAGCCCAAACUAAUUAAAGAUGCCAAGUGCAGAGGAAAUAUUAAAAGGGUUUAAACUCAAUUGGAUGAAUCUUAGAGAUGCUGAUAGUGGAAAGGUCCUUUGGCAAGGCAGUGAAGAUUUGUCUAAUCCUGGCGGUGAACAUGAAGCAAGAGUGCCGAAGAAAAUUUUGAAGUGCCGAGCUGUCUCAAGAGAGAUAAACUUUUCAUCUGAACAGGAAAUGCAGCAUUUUAGAUUAGAACAGAGAGUCAUGUUUAAAGGAAAAUGUCUAGAAGAAUGGUACUUUGAGUUUGGUUUUGUGAUUCCAUCCUCAACUAAUACAUGGCAGUCAAUCAUUGAAGCUGCACCUGAGAGUCAAAUGAUGCCAGCAAGUGUAUUAAAUGGGAAUGUUAUUAUAGAGACUUACUUCUAUGAUGGAGAUCUAUUAGUCAGUACAUCAAAGGUGCGGAUAUUCUACGUGUAAAACCCGCCACAGAGGAUUUAUGGACAACAUUAUUUGACUGCAUGGGCCUCAUUUUGUAAAGAUCUUUUGUAAAAGUAGCCGUCCAAGAGAUGCAGUGAAUGAGUGGUGAUAAAGGUUCCAGACCAAGUUGAACUAGGAAGGUUUGAAUGUGGAAUUCAGCUCAAGCUCUGCAUCUGUAUCUCUCUAGUCGCCAGAAGAGUGCUCAUGGAGAAUGGCCAACUGCAUGUCACAACAUCAUAAACACAGGCGUUUGAGACUUCUGUUUGAGGAACAAAUAACUUGAAAUCGUGUAAGAAGUGUUUGAUAGUUUCACAUAGAAUAUUUAGUUUUCUUUAUCAAACGUGUCUAUUAUUGGAGUUGGUUAUUAACGUUGUGCGUGAUAUCUGGUUAUUGUUGCUCAGUUAUGCUCAUUUAGGAAUGUUUUAGUCUUUCGAAAAGUAUUCGGCUUCGUGAUUGCGGCGGGCAGAAAAUGCAUGCUGACCUUGGUCUGCAGACUGGGGAUUUUCUCAAGAGUCAAUAGAAUUUACUAGGUUAUUAUCUUAAGAGACCUUCUCAGUAGUUGUUUUGUGGUUUGUUUUGACGAAAACUAAGGGAAUUAUUUUAGCAAUAUUGAUGAAUAAAUAUAUAUGUUAUGCCCAGCACUAUCAGUCCUCUUCGAAUCAAGAGGUUGGAAAAUGCAUACAAAAUGAAAUUGUGUGACAAACCAUAAAAACCAAUUUUUGGCAGGGAAAUUCCUUUAGGUUUGACCUAAUUACACAUUUCAAACACAUGAAUUGAUUCUGUGCCUUCAAUGAACCUCAAAAAGACUAGUGGUAGUGGCAUUGAUAUACAAUCUGUUUCUUGUCACAGUUGGAUUACGGUUUCUUUUAAUUAGAGUUGCCCAUGAAUCCACCACUUGUGAUUACGUAGUAACGCCUUUUAACCCAUUCUUUCAGUCCAAAUAACAAAUUGUCCUCCCGUUAAUUGCAUCAUUGAUGCGCUACCCAACGCACAAGUUGAGUGUAGGUUGCGCGUAAUUUACGAAUAACUUACAGAGAUAAGCGCGUCAUUGGCACGCAACUCGUCGUACGUACGUUGCAUGUCAAUGACACAAAGCAGGGCGGAUGUCAAUAUUGUGAUUUGGACAGAAGCUCUGGAAUUCGAAUUGGUAUUAUUAACCCUUUCGCUGGGAUUAUGUAUGGUCAUUCAUUGCAAUGAAAAUCUACUGCACUUAGCAUGUUGAAAUGAACUAUAAGUUACAAGUUGUUCAUCCAAUCUCAACCUCCCCCGACCCUUAUUUGGGCCAAACCGUGUCGUGCCAGAAACUAUAUUUACACCUGUACACGGCUAUCUGAGAUGAUUCACUGGUAAUUCGGACUUUCAUUGAAAGAAUAAUCUGAAACAUAGUUGGCACAAAGCAACUGUUGAGAUGGUCCCUUGGCCCUUAAAUAUUCGUAAACUAAAUUCUACUGACUCGUGAGAAAAUCCCAAGUCUGCAGACCGAUCUCAGGAUGCAUUUUUGGCUCGCCGUUCGUGAUUGCCCCUGUCCUGUCUUUUGACACAUUUUGAAAUUCCUUCAUUAUGCUAGAGCAUGACAGAGCAACAAGUUUUUUUGCUUGGCACAUGAGAAUGCUAGAUACUUUGCAGUUGAAUUUAAACCACAGGAACCUGUACCCCAGAGACCCAAAAAUCCCUGAGACCAGUAGACACCCCAGAGAACAUAUAAGAAGUAAAGAAAGCAGACUUUUGGAGAAAAUGACAAUACUGUCCUGAAAUGGUCUAUGCGGAGAUGCAAAGUGACCCGCAGAGCACCUAGUACAGCGAGGCAUGUUCUCUUACAAACAUACGACAUGUGUGACACCUAUAUGCAUUUGUCUUUCACUAUGACCCAUUUUUAUCCUGCUUCAAAACAAUCCUAAAUCCAAGCAAAAAUCAGGAAGAGCUGAAUCGACCGGUAUUUUCAUUGCUUGUUGGUGGUGGUUGAUUGAGGUGUGUAGUUGAAUGGUGGAAAAUUAGCAAGUAUUAGUACUUGCUUGAAUUAGUUGUACAAUUUGUUCUUUGCAUCAGUUCAUUGGCCAUUUUAGUAUUGCCGUUCCCCAAUGUUGACUUUCUUUACUUCUUCUCAGGGUUGUCUACUGGUCUCCGCGAUUCUUGAGGUCUCUGGGCAGCAGGUUCCUAUGGUUAAACAAGUGUUCUGAACAUUACCAAAACAUUUUUGACAAAGCAUGUUCAAUCCCACCAGAAAGUAAAUGUCCGCCUUAAAAUAAACCACAGAGAUAAAAAAAUACGAUAAUUGAAUGCAGAAAAUGCUAUAUUUCUGUAUUUUGUUGGUCAUGUAUCUGUUGUAUUUGGGUCCAGCUAAUCAUGUCUCUUCAUUAUGUAAGAGUCAAUUUUAAAAACGUCCAAAAAUUUACUUUUUGGCUCAGCAUGGGGAAGUCUAUAUAAUAAUGCAGUGUCCAGCGUCCGUCGUUGUCACCCAUCGUCCGUAUCCUGUUUCAAAAACCGUGGCACAUUUCUUAACCACUAGGGCUUUGAAUUUAAAACUUUGUACACAUGACCCCCAAGGUCAUGUGUACAAAGUGGAUGUGUACAAAGUACAAAGUACAAUGUGGACCUCUGACACUGAUCUUUGGUAUUAUUUCUAUGGUAGGUACUCCAAACAAGGAUUCAUCACAUGUCAUACGGGUUUUUGAUUUGACCUGCUUUUCAAUGUCACAGAGGUCAAAUGGUGCAAAUUGGCCAAGUAUAACUGGCACGUUUCUUAACCCCUAAAUUUAUCAAUUAGAAACUUGGUGCACCUGACCCCCUAGAUCAGUAAACCUCUUAUGACAAUUUCGGUCCAAACUGAUACUUGACUUGGCCAUCAUGCCAGGGAGCCAAAACUGACAAGGUAAAAAGUGCAAUAUCUCGCUUCUUAGCGACUUGUUUUCAAUAAUAUCUUUAUGGUAGGUACUUCAAGCAAGGAUACAUUACAUGUCUUGUAGGUUUUUAAUUUUACCUACUUUUCAAGGUCACAGAGGUCAAGUGGCAUGAAUUGGCCGUUGGAGUGUAACUAUGGCACGUUUCUUUACCAUUAAAGCUAUUAAUUAGCUAUUAACUUGAAAGUUAGUACACAUGAACUUCUCGGUCAGAUAACCUCCGUCACUGAAUUUCGGUCCAAUCUGAUUCUUUACUUGGCCACCAGGGAGCUGAAACUGAAACGGUAAAAAAUAUUAGACCAUAUCCUCAUCCCAUAGACUUCGUCCAUUGGUUGUACUCAGCCGUGACCUACUUCUUCUAAAUCAUGACUUGCAGAAGGCUGACAUUUGGCUAUAUGAUUCCUUAUAACCUACUAUCAUAAAAAAUCUGUCGAAGUCUCCCAUUGCACCCAACAUUUGGCCAUUUUUAGUGAUUUUUGUCAUUUUGGUGCCGUGCUGGUAAUGGCGCUACCGAUCGAAAAACUGGCUUCAACUUAAGAUUGAUCUGGCAGCCACGAGUGGCAGGGAGGCAGUUACUUGGAUUGGCCAUUUCCAAGAAAUAUCUCUUGAAUGAUCUAAACCUAAUCUAAAAGCAGCUACUGUGCUCUCGGACUGUAAAAUGUAUGCUAAUUUUCUGCUGAACAGUAUUCCCGUACUGAGAGUGUACAUAAUGUAUGGUGUCUUUCUGGAGACUCUGCUACUUGGUAUCUGCAUAAUUGAUGCUAGUGCACAUCAGUGUACAUCGAUUUUGCCGAUUGAAUGUCCUCAUUGGACAAAAACAGACUCGACCUUAUGCUUUUAAAAGCUUGGAGUGGUAUUAAAUUUGUUCUAAACAUAAUCAGAAGAAGGGAUUUUGGCAAUAUAGAAUGGCCAAAAAUAAAAUUGUGGCGCAUCCCUACGAAGUGUUUUGCUUUCUUUGCAGGACUUGCUUAAAACAUGUGCUGAUUUAUAUUGACCAUUACACAAGUCCCCCACUUUCCAGGAUGUGGUCUACAAUUUGCUGAUAAGCGAAUUGCCAAAUUCUACUUUUGAAGAUUAAUUGUAGUUCGCUACAAGCAAUUGUUUUUUUCAGACAGCUGGUGACCUUUGGGAACUCCCCCAUGACCAUGGUCAGCAAUCAUGCAGUCAGUAAGGGUCGAUAUAAAUAGGAUAAGAUUUAAUCUCUGUAACAACCUCCAACUUUUAAUCACACUCCGUAUAUGAAGUAACAAUCGGAUGGAUCGAGCAAAGCGUCUCGUUUCUGUUUAUUUUUGUUCGGGCAAUGUACGUGAGAAGUGAACAAAUCGCGACUAAGAGUAGGAACUUGCCGCUUACAUCAAUAACAAUACAGAACAAGCGGAAUAUUGAAGAAAGCUAUGAUAAGUUGUUUGCCACAGACAGAUGAUUUUUUCUUAACAAUCGGCUUUUUCAAGCUGUUAUUUAAUGUCUUGUUUAACAAAUUCUGUAACUAAUUGCCAUUCGAUAAUCCAUGAGUUUAGUACGAAGAUAUCCCAAAGGAAAUGGAUAGACAGAGUGCGGCACGCUGGUGAAUAUUUCUAGGAACUUCCAAGAAAUUCGCGUGCAGACUCCCCGAUCUUCAUACGGAACUACACCUUGGCCCCACGCCAUAUCUACCCCUGCCCCAUUCAUCCACCACUCCCCUCAUCCACAAACAGCAAGCCCCACCCAACCCCUCCGCACCUUACUAAAGCCUGAGACUCCAGAGUCUGGCAAGACACAACUGACAUUUCUAGUUGAUUCUAAUGUUACACCGUGUGAAAUUACGGCACUGGUCCCUCGACAUGACCCCAUCCCUAUCAAUGCACAGGUGACAUCAUCUGACCAUGUCUCCUGUUGAUUUGUCACAGUGUGGAAUUAAACUGCUGACAAUCAUUGUAUACCAACUCACCCGUGAAAAUAAAUGCAUGUGUAGGGUAUCAUUUAAAAGACUAAAUCAAGCUCUUUCUAAUGACAUGUUACACUUGAAAUAAAAUUUUGUAGUUUACUUUUAAUCGAUGAUACAAUGUGGGUAUACUUUUUUUAGACACCCUGCAUAUGGGGAAUAUGUAUUACAACAAUGUCAGACCAAGACAUGAAAAUUAGAGUGCAGAUUAUUCUUUUUGUAUUUCUGAUUCCCACCAAGAACUGUUUCAGCCAGAAAUCUAAGUAAAUAAGAUCUGAUAUUUCCCAAAAGGGCCAAAUGCUGUGUCGUAUUGAAAAUGCCUUGGAAUCAAUCAAAAGUGGCGGGCUGUAAUAUGUUUUCAUACGUGUACCGAGGGCAGAGCUUUUUGGCUUACUUGUUUUAUACAAAGAUCGAGCUUUUUUGCAUAGGGGAGAAAGGGGCGUGUCCGUCCCCUUUUUCAUUUUUGUCUCUAGCUCUCAACCAGUUCCCUCAAAUCAAGUGAUUUCUUUUCCAUAACAUAGCUAUAACUUAUAGCUUUGAACAAAAUUCUGUUUCAGACAUAUUGCCCUUGUAAUCUUUGAUCAAAAUGUAUUGGAAAAAAAUAGGCAUGGUAGGCGAACUCGCCCCGUGCUGGGGCGAGUUCGCCCCCUAGUGAGGCGAGUCCGCCGCUGCGCGGCUGACUCGCCCCAUAUACUGCAAAAAAGCCUUGAAGGACGUUAUAAAUGUUUUAUUUCAACUUUAACUUCAACUUUAAAGGUUUAAACAAUAGUAACAAUGUAUAAAACAGGAGCUCAUGAGCUGUCAGUCCCUAUAUUUUUGCAAUUAAGUAGACAUUGUCAUUUAAACUCUGUGUUAAGAUGCCCAGCUGACGGUAGGUGUACUCAACCCAAGUCCUGCAAAUGUCUCCAACUCCAAAUGUCAAACUGUAAACGUGUCUAAAACUCCAAAUGUAUCUAAAACUGUAAAUGUCGUUAACUGUAAAUGUCUCUAAAAUUUACUCUGUCUAAAACAAUUGAUUUAUGAGUACACCGUAUUAACCAACUCGGUAUAUCUGUCUAUGCCUGUUGGGAAUAUUAUGUGUAAACAUCA
Lineus longissimus is the source of this 6460-nucleotide messenger RNA. RefSeq names its product retinal rod rhodopsin-sensitive cGMP 3',5'-cyclic phosphodiesterase subunit delta-like. NCBI's taxonomy places the organism in Eukaryota, Metazoa, Nemertea, Pilidiophora, Heteronemertea, Lineidae. The transcript is spliced from 6 exons. Gene Ontology annotation, biological process: sensory perception of light stimulus. The record is from RefSeq and is a predicted model, not a curated record. Gene Ontology annotation, cellular component: cytoplasm. Bases 113 to 553 code for a protein of 146 amino acids.